AAGCGAAGCCCGCCCUUCGGUUUCCCGUCAUGCACCGCGGCCAGUGAAACUCUCCGGGCUGAGGACCCGCUUCGGUCCGGACGGCGCACGACUCAAAACUCCCCCCGUUUCCAGCCGCGGGUUUCGGCCCCAGAAAGGUCCGGGCUCACCGGGUCCCCGGUACCGGCGAAUGCCGCCGGUGGCAUCCCGGAGAAGGAGGAAGAUCCCGGAUGUCACCUGAUCCCCCUGCAGGGCCCCACAGAGGCCGGAGGGGGGGUAACUUUCCACCCGUCAGAGCGGGCGGAGCCUGAACCCUUCGGGCUUCCUGCCGGGCUGCUAUUGGAAGUGAAGCGGCCCGCUCGCCCUCGCCCGGCUCCUUCGGCCGCCGAGAGCCCACAAUCCUCCAUUCCUCUGAUUCAUUCAUUCAUUCCUCUGAUAAGGACGUUCCUCUCCGACCCCCGGCAGGAUGGAGGACUCUUCUGUGCUCUGGCUGCUCUUGCUGGAGUCGCUGCUGAGCUGCACGGCCAACGCAGCUGUGAGGAGGACGGCAGCUCUGCUGGAUGGACUGUGAGGAGGAACACCAGCAGAGAAACCAGCACCCAGUGUGGGGCAGACUGGGGGAAACCGACCGGUUCUGUCUGUAAGAUCAGUGUUGUCUUGGAAAAGGACAGUGGUGCUUACUGGUGUGAGUUGGGCGGGGGGGCGGCCGGUCCCAGCACCCCCCUCACUGUCUCUGCUCAACAUCUGGGACUCAGACAGCCGCCAGCAGCCCUGAACAUCCAGCUCACCCUGAAUGAGACCUCCAGGUCUGAGAACAUGGAGGCAGUCCAAUCGAGGAGGGAAGAGCCAAGGAGGGAGGACCUGCAGGUCGGGGAAAUCCUGAAAAACCACACAGAUUCACACAGGAAGGGGGCGGGCUGCAUCUGGGGCAAAAAGCUCAGACUUGCCCAGAGACUGACAGACGCAAAGAUGGAGGCUAGUGCUCAGUACCUGCUCCUUGUGACCUCACUGCUGAGCGGCUCCACACACCAAGCGGCUCUGACUGUGAGUCCCAGCAGCUCUCAGUUCUUCAGAGAAGACUCUGUGUCUCUGAGCUGUGAGGAGGACGGCAGCUCUGCUGGAUGGACUGUGAGGAGGAACACCAGCAGAGGAACCAGGACCCAGUGUGGGGCAGACUGGGGGGAACUGACCGGUUCUGUCUGUAAGAUCCGCUAUCUUUACCCCUUUGACAGCGGUGCUUACUGGUGUGAGUCGGGCGGGGGGGCGGCCGGUCCCAGCACCCCCCUCACUGUCUCUGGUCACAUGACCCUCCGGCCUGUUAGCAGGUCUGAUGAAGGCCUCUACAGCUGCUCCAUCGGGGGGGACAGGUCUCCCUCCAGCCGGGUCCGGGUCUCAGAGAACCCCCCCACCACAUCUGCCCCUCCUCCUGGAGCUCGGACUCCUCCUGAUUGGUUGUUGGCUGUUUGUGUCUGCUCUGUGGUUUCUCUGCUGGUCCUGGUUCUGGUUCUGGUUCUGCUGUGGAGACGAUGUGUUCAAAGGAAACCUGAAGGUGAGACGUACAUCCAAGAAUUAAGAUUUUAUUUUGCAGACAAUGAUGACGUUUUUAUGUCUGAUGAACAACAAGUUGGACCGGACUUUCUCACGUACAGCGACAUAAGAAUAUCACGUGACAGCGAUCCGGCUGUUAUUUACUCUGUAGUGAGACCAGACGGCCUCACAUAUGGAGAAAUAACCUUUAAAGAGAAGAAGAACAGGAAGAAGAACAGAGAGGCUCCGGCUGAGCCAGAUGUGCUCUACUCUUCCCUGAAGGCGUCGAAACCCCGGCGCUGA
This is a messenger RNA of Menidia menidia (Atlantic silverside), 1809 nucleotides long. Lineage: Eukaryota; Metazoa; Chordata; Actinopteri; Atheriniformes; Atherinopsidae. The record is from the annotation of a GenBank genome assembly.